AUGGCUGUGCAGGCAGGCCUUCGGCUGUUGCUGCUUCUGUCUGUUCUGACUGCGGUCACAGGGCCUCACGCUACCACAGAGGGAAAGCUGGACCAGAGCCAGGACAUGACCCCAGUCCAUCCACGGCCAGGUCAACACCUCUCGGGGCACGUGCCAUGUGUUGAGGAGCACACGCGUUCUCAUGAUGCUCUGAAUCACUUCCUGCUUGCUUUGCGUGAUGGCUGGAGAAAGCAGAGUGAGCUGGAGAAGGAGGAAUUAGCUGAGUUUGGAAUUUGUUCAGAUUCUGAUGGUGUACAGCGUCAGCAGUUUUCAUCACUACUAAUGCUGGGUCAGAAGGCACAUAAAGAAGACAAUGGCCCAGGAUAUUUUCACACCAAAAAAGAGCACUGGGAUGUUGAAGAGAACGGAAAAUUCACGCUGACCCUUCACCUCACAAGACCAUGCAAGGAUUAUCAACAAAGCACGCUGGCCUCCAUAAUGCUCCUGUUCUUUGUGGACACCAUUAACACAGAGGGGUUAAACAUAAAGUUCAGCAGUCAUGCCCUUCAGCCAAACAAGCAGACUGUGUGUGUUUCUAAGGGGACACAGUUUGUAGUUCUGCCAACUGGCCAGGCAGAGAUCUUCAGGCAUGGUCACCUGAAGCUGAGAAUUGUUGUCGAUUCUCAGGAUGACAGUGAGCAGAAAAUGGGUUUGGCUGACUUUCAAGCCAUCAUGGUGAAGAAGGACACCAGAACCAGUAUUCCACUGAGCCCAGUGGUUCUUUUCUUUACACACGGAACUACAAGUGAUCUACAGGCACCUCCUUCAAAUCGAACGUUCUUCUUCCUGUGUGAGCUCCAGAAGUUUCUGAAUGAAGUCCCCCUUCAGAGAGAUCCAGCACGUCCAGCCCAGGAAGAGGCCCCAGUCUCUCAGAGUGUUCUACACUCUCUGCCUCCUCUGACUCUUGGAGUGUCAUCAAGCGAGUCUCUUCUUCUAGAACUGAUUAAUUCCUCCGGCCCCACCGUCUUCUCCUUCCCCCGCCACAGUCUGGGGCUGCAGAGCCACCGAGUGGAGCUGGACCUGAACCCAGAGCUGCUGUCUGUGCUGAGGCUGCGGCUGGACGAGGCCUUAGCUCAGGUCCGCAUGGAGGAAGCUGGACGCAGUGUGAUGGACAAACUGCAGAUGCUCACUGCUCUCACUGCUCUCCCUGAUGAUCGAGAAGGAGCAGAAACAGGUUUGGAGAACCCUCAUGAGGUCCAGUACAGGGCAUUCUUGCUGCUGAAGGCAUUACAGACUGUGCUGGGCACGUGGGCAGUGGAGAGAGCACAACGGGCCGCCAGAGCUGACCAGGUAGGCCCGACAAAGCCGAGUCAGUGUCGCCUUCAGAGCCUUACUGUGUCUCUGGAGAAGUACUUGCUCGAGCCACCUGCAGCCAACAUUAACAACUGUGAAGGACCGUGCGGUUUCCCACUAACCAGCGGCACCAACCACGCCAUCCUGCUGAACAGCCACCUCCAGAGCGGUCAGUCUCUGAACCGCACACUCUGCUGUGUGCCUGUGGACUAUGAUGACCUGUGUGUGAUUGAAGUGGGCAGUGAGGGCUCCACCAUCUCUUACAAAACAAACAUGAUAGCCAAAGCGUGUGAAUGUCGCUGACAGGCUCAGAGUGCAGGACUACAGCCAAAAUGUAUGGAAGUGGGCAGUGAUUUACUGACAU
This is a messenger RNA of Colossoma macropomum (tambaqui), 1696 nucleotides long. RefSeq names its product anti-Mullerian hormone (gene amh). Gene Ontology annotation, molecular function: growth factor activity. Bases 1 to 1635 code for a protein of 544 amino acids. The transcript is spliced from 8 exons. Gene Ontology annotation, biological process: gonad development. The record is from RefSeq and is a predicted model, not a curated record. NCBI's taxonomy places the organism in Eukaryota, Metazoa, Chordata, Actinopteri, Characiformes, Serrasalmidae.